Molecule: messenger RNA, 2700 nt
Organism: Effrenium voratum
Lineage: Eukaryota; Dinophyceae; Suessiales; Symbiodiniaceae
Source: the annotation of a GenBank genome assembly
AUGGUUUCAAGAGACGCACUACUUUUGAGGCUCGCGAUCGCGGUCGCGAGCGCGAGCGCCUGCCAGCCUUCUCAGCUCGCGGAGAACAUCCCGGCUGCCGCGGCGGUUCGGUACCUCAGUGGAUGGGACUGCGACGACUGGACCGCCACCUCCUCGGGCAACGCGGCCGCGGGCCUGAAGAGGCUCUCCAUCAAGGCGCAGGUGCCUGGUGACCUGCUUACGGACCUCCAGGCUGCAGGACACAUCGGCGAUCCCUUGUACGAGAACAACUGGCUGAAGAGUGACAUCUGGGCCAAGCAGACUUGGACCUUCUCGAGGAACUUCUCCCUAGACGUGGCCGACGCAGAGACGGGCCGCGUCCAGGUUGUCUUCGAUGGCAUCAAGAUGGGUGCACGUGUGAAGAUCAACGGCGUGACCGCUGGAACGGCCACCAGCCAGUUCAUUCGAUAUAGCUUUGACCUGGAUCCCAAAGAGCACAAGCUGCGGAGUACAAACAAUUCUCUGGAAGUGGAGUUUGACCAGUCCAUCGAAGUGGGUGGCAGAUUCAUGGCCUGCUCCGGAGGAUGGGAUUGGGCGCCCUACACCAACACCCGGCAGGAGGGCGCCAAUACCUUCACCUACGGGAUCUGGAAGCACGUGUACUUGGUGUUCACCCCUUCACACUCCGCCUCCAUCUUUCACGUGGUGCCAAGGAUCUUCUACAAGGGCAAGUAUCCGAUGGAAGCGCUGGUGGAUGGCGAGCACGCGGGCUUCAGCGUGAAGGUGAACGUGUUCCUCUCCGCCGCGGCCGCCACCGAGGGCUUUCUGAGGCUCACGCCCUCCUGGGGCGAGCCGGGGGAACAGGUCCAUGUCCAGGUGCCGGCGGGGAACUCCAGCCACACGCUGCUGGCGGAGGCCAGCGCGGCCCAGGUGAAGCUCUGGUGGCCCGUGGGCAUGGGGCAGCAGCACCUCUACGACCUGAAGGUGACUUUUGAGCCCGGCGCCUCUUUUGGCGCCAGCACCGCCGCUGCCAGCGCUCCCAGCGCCUCGCGGGCCGUGGGGUUCCGCUACUUCGCGCUGGUCACGGGCAACGACACGGACCCCGCGUACGUGGCCCGGGCCGGCCUGGAGGAGGGCACCGACAGCCAGGGCAUGUACUUCCGGAUCAACGGCGUCGCCUUCUGGUCCAAAGGCGCCAACGUCAUCCCCAUGGAGGAGCUGGAGGGCCGGAUGAACGGGGAGGCCCACCGCGUGCUGGUACGCUCCGCCGCGGACGGAGGCAUGAACACGCUCCGCGUCUGGGGCGGCGGCAUCUUUCUGCCCGACGAGUUCUACGAGGCCUGCGAUGAGCUGGGCCUGGUGGUCUUCCACGACAUGAUGUACGCGCAGUCCGGGCACGCGCCGGAGAAGAAUUACGUGCAGGACACAGAGCUCCGACACCAGAUCCGCCGACUUUCCUCGCAUCCCUCCAUCGUGAUCUGGGACGGCUGCAACGAGUGCACCGUGCGCAUGGGGACCCCCACGGAGAUCUACGCCACCUUCGUGAUGACCGUGGUUGCCGAGGAGGACGACAGCCGCUCCAUUUGGCCCUCCUGCCCCGCCUUCGGCUGGACCACAGGCGUUCACAAGCUGGACUGCCUGCCCAACGGCAAGCCCCUGACCACGCCUGGGACGUCCCACGUGAUCGAGACGCACGGCUAUUACCAGCAUGGUACAGGCUUUCCCUCGGUGAACGGCUGGGCGAAGAUGUGGGGCUUCAACGCCAACUUGCCAAUCAAGGUGUCUGCGGAGGCCACGGGCCUGGAGCGGCGCAACGUCUUCGGCUCGGAGUUCGGGGCCGUGGUGAUGAGCUCCUUCGAGUCCAUGGCCCCCACGCUGCACGAAGCCCACUGGGGCCUGCACGCGGGCCAGGUGUCCGACACCUGCAACGAGACGGGCUUUGCCAACACCUGCAAAGGCCCCAACGUCAUGGCUCAGCGGAACUAUCCCUGCGACAGCCUCAUCAACGCUUACUUCGGUCUCCACCCGGACAGCUACUUCAACCAGACCGGGGAGGCCAUCUUCAAGCGCCAGCUCUUCCAGUGCAUGCUGGCCCAGGCCUUGAUCCUGAAGUCGGACAUCGAGACGAGGCGCUCGCAGAAUCAGUUCGGCGCCCUGGUGUGGCAGCUCAACGAGAUUUGGCCCACCGGCGGCUGGGGCGUACGGGACCCCGGUGAAGGGGCAAGUGCUGGGCGGCCGCUGGAAGCCCUUGCACUACCUCUACAGGAGCGCUCGAUCUUUGCGGACGUGAUGGUCGCGUGUGGCGCGGAUGGCCAGUGCUAUGUGAAGAAUGAUGGGCCCACGGCCUUUGAGGGCGUGUGCAUCGUGUCUUUCCUGCGCUUCGCGGACGGGCGGAAGGAGCUGCUGAAGGCGCUGGACUUCAGCUCCGCGCCGCUGAGAGCGGGGCCAGGCACCAAGGAGCUUUUCCAGGUGGAGGUUUCCGGAAUGGACAGCUCUUCCUACAUGCUCCUGGGUGAGUGCACCACCUCGGCACCCUCCAGGCUAGUGGCCGCCUAUGGCAGCAGCGACGGCUGCGUCUCCUUCAACGAGAUCCUCAUGGCCGCGCCAGCGCAGCUGCACCUGCCUCCGGCCAAGGUGAACGCCACAGUGGCGGCCGCCGCCAAUGCUGAUGGCAGCAUCGAUAUCAGCCUCACUGCGGACGCCCGGCCUUCAGGUACGUGA